UUAUGAGUUAUAAUAGCCUACCUUAGCAUUUGGGUAUCAAAAUUUUAGUAAAUACCGCUUAUUCGGACAGACACAUGGUAUAAAAUUUAUCGUCUUGAGCCAUAGUCUCAAAAUUUCCAGUGAUUUAGUGAUUUCCAAAGCUUUUUAGUCGCAAAAAUGGGUGACAACAAGCAAGAUGAUAAAGACAAAAGGGUCAAACUUAACGUGGAAGGCGAGGAUGAGACGGGCGAAGGUGAGAUGGGGCGCAAGAAGAUGAAGCGGUUCCAGCUGCCCAACCUGCCGCGUUGGUGGCAGGCCAAGAUCAUACAAUAUGCCUUCGCACAUCCGCAUGUGCGGGCCCGACUGGAGAAGCACAUGGGCUCCAACCUCGUCAAGCUGACUGACAAGUCCUACAUGACCGAGCUCGAGGAGAGGAUCCGCGCCGUCAACGAGGAGAACCUCAACAAGAGGAUCUCCAGUCGAGUCCUCGAUGAGAUGGAGAGGUUGAAGAGGCUCAUACUAGUCGGGAAGACGCCCCUGAAGGAAUGUCCACCCGAGCUGUUCCACCACCCAGUCUUCGUCUUCUGGAGAAUGGUGAACAGGGAAGUCGCCAGAGCUUCAAAGAAGAGGGCCGAUGCCUACUACAGAAAGCUGAAGGCGUCCCAGCGAUUUGACCAGUCAAUGGACGAAGAAACUGAAAUCGAGGUGGUCCAAGAAGAAGCGGAACUGUUGACCCCUGACCAGCUUCUAGCAAAAUGCAAUGAAGAGAUCGAGGAACAGAAACAAAUAGACAUAGAGAAGGGAGUGCGAUUUACAGACGAGCAGUUCGCGCUGCUCAAGUACGAGACUAAUGACGUCAAAACACUUAAAAGCCUUACGACCGUGGAAGAGUUAUACGCCUUGGCCGACAAGAUUAUUGGGAGCAAACGCUUGUAGCUUCAUUAAUUAUUAUUUUAAGCAAAUAUCGUUAGCAUUAAAUCAGUCACUUUCGUUUGUUUUUUACCAUGUGUGUGCCCC
Ostrinia furnacalis (Asian corn borer) is the source of this 996-nucleotide messenger RNA. RefSeq lists its product as uncharacterized. Lineage: Eukaryota; Metazoa; Arthropoda; Insecta; Lepidoptera; Crambidae. The transcript is spliced from 6 exons. Bases 157 to 915 code for a protein of 252 amino acids. The record is from RefSeq and is a predicted model, not a curated record.